UACGUUCGCUUCCGGGAGUUCCAACAUGGCGACCGAGCAGAGCGUGGCGACGCGCGAGAGGAAGAGAUGGAAAAUCGACUGCCGUGAGGCCAAAGAGUGCGUCAGCAGCGAGCAGCAAACUGAAAACAAACUGACUGUUCCUUUCCGGGGUCACAUCACUGGUGGGCUGCAUCCAGGAAGGAAGUUGAUUAUCGUGGGCGUGGUGGACCAUCAUCCAGACAGGUUCUACGUGGCACUGACGUGCGGUCAAGGUACACGGGGCGAACCCCCGCAUGAUGUAGCACUGGAGAUAUGUGUGCGCUUCGGGGGCGAGCGCCAGGUGCUUCGACGGGCUUGUGUGGGUGGCACGUGGACAGAUCCUGACAGCGCCAUCCCCUUCUUUCCUUUCAUCAAGGGGCAGCCUUUCAAGAUGGAAGUGGAGUGCCAAUCAGGUCGCUUUCGAGUCAUGGUGGAUGCCCAGAAGCUUUUUGACUUUCAACACCGGGUGGCGCCACUUCAUGGUGUGGACACGCUGUGGAUCAAGGGCAGCCUUACCAUCAACAAACUGGGUUGAAGGGGACAUGUAGCUGCGGCGAGGUAUGACACCUCCACUUGAAAUCCCUUCUUGGGACUUCCCAGUUGACCUUGGACACCCAUGCUAUAUUUUAGCAUCAGCAAGGUCACAUAUAUGAAGAGUUCGCAAGGUUUGGACAAAAGCCUCUUUCAGACAUACAAAGAAGUCUGGUAAUGUGCCGGUAUUUUCACGGUACGCGCUAUGGGUAAACGCAAUUUGCUGGCUCACAUUAAUGGCUCACGCUCUUUGUGAAUGCUGCAGGUAACCACUUCUGAACGUAGGGGUAAUAUGUAGCUAUCUAGUGUCUACAUUUCCACAUUUUUCUUUACUGUAAGACAAAAUAACAUUUGGCAAGUAGUAAACAUGUAACAUAUUAACCAACUAAGCAACAAACUAGAUUUUUUUUAAAUCAACAUUUUAUGAGGACGUGUCUUUGUCCUUUUUGUUGUCUUACAAAUGAAUAUGUCAGAUUGGUAUGCAGGUAGUCCCAGAUUGACGAAGGACCCGACUUACGCGAUUUCGACUUUACAAUGCUUGUGUUUCGGCCGCCAUUUUGUCUUGAGUCGUGUUUUUCCCCCUUUUUUCAGUCGAGUUAAAGUGCCGCGUCCCCCAUUUUAUCGCCAGUCGCGCACUUUUCACUUAUGUAUUUUACAUCAUAAAAUAAUGUAAAAAAUGUUUUUGGAUAGUUUUAUUUUAAAUUAAGAGGGUGUUUGGAGAUACUUAGAGGGUCAUUCCGAUUUACACGGAAAUCCGCGUUACAUCGCCAGUGCAGUAACGGAACUCGUUCGUAAACCGGGGACUACAUGUAAUUAUCUAUUUCCUGAGCGGAAUAUAAAAAAGAAGUAAACAGGAACGACAUGCCCGCGUAACACGCUGCAUGUGAAAGAUGCCGGGUAAGUACCGCCUCAUUUCCCUCUUGUCAGAACGCAAUUCCCUAUGUCUGAAAGCCUCGAUCUAGGUAGAGUCUAGGUCAUAUUACUUGGUAAUGUGGUAUGUUAUGUCUGAAAGCGGCUAUAAAGUGAAGCCUUAAAAUAAGACUUGAAUUUGUGCAGUGACCACACUUAUAACUCAAGUCAGCUUCCCCAUUGAAAUGAAGAUGUUUAAUGACUGUGCUGUGCCUUAUAAAAGUGACCAGUGAGGUUAAAUAUACUACAUUAAGAUCUACAACUAAGUGCUUUAUUUUGUUCUAUUUUGUACUUUUUAAGAUGUCGUUCACAUUUUUAAAAUGAUUUUGGGUUGUUUAUUAAUAUUUGGAAUGAUGCAAAUCUACAACAUGGCUACCUGCUGUUAUUCUGUAAAUAGGACCAAGAUUUGAUUAUUUUAACAUAGUUGUAACAUGUACAGUAUUGUUGUUUUCCCCCAUGUACCUGAUGUUUAUGACCAAUCCAUCUUUGGCUGCUAAACUGUUAUUUUGGGCAUAUGUGUAUUUAAAAUACACGAGCAAAAUAAACUUUUACAAGCACAAUGAUGUAUUUAUUGAAAUUUUAGAAAUACUGAAUUAGAAUGCUGUGGUACAAAUUUAUAUAUGAACAUUUAAUAAUUGUCCUUUUCUAUUCAUUAAUCUCAGUGUGUUUGAUUUUUUUUAUUUUUUACAAAGUUGGCUCACCAGUACCAAU
Molecule: messenger RNA, 2169 nt
Organism: Corythoichthys intestinalis (scribbled pipefish)
Lineage: Eukaryota; Metazoa; Chordata; Actinopteri; Syngnathiformes; Syngnathidae
Product: galectin-related protein-like
Exons: 5
Coding region: 26-553 (175 amino acids)
Molecular function (GO): carbohydrate binding
Source: RefSeq, a predicted model, not a curated record